Papilio xuthus (Asian swallowtail) is the source of this 688-nucleotide messenger RNA. RefSeq lists its product as uncharacterized. The record is from RefSeq and is a predicted model, not a curated record. Lineage: Eukaryota; Metazoa; Arthropoda; Insecta; Lepidoptera; Papilionidae. The transcript is spliced from 2 exons. The coding region runs from base 47 to 622 and encodes 191 amino acids.
GUUUCUACGUAAACCGUUUUCAUAAUUGUAUUUUUACAAGCAAACAAUGAAAUAUAACGUGUUUGUCGUAUUAUCAUGUAUUCUAAGAUUUGCAAAUCAAUUUCAACUCUCCGCUGUACAACAGAGUAUUAUGAAUGAUUUAUCUUUCGGAUUAAAGAUGACAGUUUUAAAAGAUUUACCCACAAAUAUAGAUAAAAGGAGAGUAGGUUUCGAAUUCUUACGCAACAAAAUGGAGGACGCUCUCGGACGUUCAGCGCCGACAUCGUUCGCUGAGAACGAAAUCAAAUUGAAAUUAUUCCGUAUGAUGCACGAAUCAAUCAGCGAUAGCGAAUCUAAAAUAAAACGUGCUGAAAUGAUAAGAAAAUCCUAUGAGAAUAAUACAUCUUUCGAAAUUGGUUUCAUUGUCGCUGAUACGACUGACAAAUAUACCACAAUGGCUGAUAUUGGCGGAAUGUUGGAUAGAUUAUUUGACGAAUGGCGACCAAUUGAACAUAUUAAUGCAUACGAACAUAUCGCAAAUAAAGGCAUAGAAAUAAAUCAAUUAAUUGAAUUAGUUAAAACAGUUUUAAAGAGGAAUAAAACGUCUUCUGUGUAUAGAAGAUUUUUGAAUCUUAGUUUAUAAGUGGUCAUUUCCACUAAUUCUGACAAUUGUCAUUGCAGUUGUUCCAAAUUGAAACUAUAGUGUGCC